UCCCCAAAGCUCCGUCAGGUACCUUAGGUUGCUUCCUGUGAUAAAGUUGAUAAGAUAAGAGAUAAGAUAACAACAUGAGAUGAUGGAGAGCUCGAAACCUUCCUCGCGACAAUUCUACCGGCAACAGGAGAGAAGGCGCUGUUCCCAAGGCACAGCGCGGCAAAUCUCCGCGACAACCUGACAAUAUCUUGCGCCCAUGGCUUCCCGUUCGCUAUGGGCGCGCGCACGAGGCAGUUUCCUCGGUGACACCACACUCCGUCUGCUUGGGCUUGCGACCUGGAUUCCGGUCGUGAUUACCUUCAACGACCAUGUUGCAACCAUCACGAGCAUCAGCGGCGGCUCCAUGUACCCCUACUACAACGAGGAUCGCAAUAUGACGACUGCAAAUGAUAUGGUGCUCAAUUGGAGGUGGAAACCCUCCUACGGGCUCCAGAGAGGCAUGAUUGUCACAUUUAGGAGCCCUUUUCAUCCCGAGACCGUAGCGAUCAAGAGAGUCGUCGCGCUGGAAGGCGAAUAUGUCACGACGAGAGCACCGUAUCCGGAGAGAGUGGUCAGGGUGCCGCAGGGCCAUAUUUGGGUGGAGGGGGAUGGGCCACAGGAUCAGACGCUGGACAGUAAUACGUACGGCCCGAUAUCCAUGGCGCUGGUGACAGGGAAAUGCAUAUGGAAUAUCUGGCCUUGGCGCAAGUUUGGGCGCGUGAAAUGGGAAGAACACAAAUUCAAGGAUAGAUACUGAAGCGCGAAUGGCUUCGUGUAUGAAUAAGCAUGUGGGCGGGAUAUGUAGAAAGUCCCGGAUUCGGGAUACAGGGUCUUUGAAAGUUUAUGUAUACCAUGAGGUACUAGUCAAUGACUGGGUACUUUCAACUUCAACUCCCAUUUGAGUACUCCAGAUUGUUUUCAAUGACGAUUGGAAUAUCUGGUUUCUUAGGUGCGGGCAAUUCAAAAUCCCGCCCAUAUUCGAAGCGGCG
Colletotrichum acutatum is the source of this 968-nucleotide messenger RNA. Its product is annotated as peptidase S24/S26A/S26B/S26C. The coding region runs from base 197 to 736 and encodes 179 amino acids. Gene Ontology annotation, cellular component: mitochondrial inner membrane peptidase complex. The record is from RefSeq and is a predicted model, not a curated record. Lineage: Eukaryota; Fungi; Ascomycota; Sordariomycetes; Glomerellales; Glomerellaceae. The transcript has 2 exons. Gene Ontology annotation, molecular function: serine-type endopeptidase activity.